AUGGCUGUAAUAAACACAAGACGCGAUCACAGAAUGGAGCAAAAGGCUGUAGAAAAAGGAGCGGACGUGAUGUCGGUGAACAAGUUGCAUAUGAUUGGUCAACUUGAGGAUAAUUAUCUCCUCGAUCAACCUGAGCACUAUGGUCAACUUCAGUUUUUUCAACACGCCACUGGUAUCACUGACAAGAGAAGAUUGCGUAAUCAUAUCAUUUCUAUUGCCAAGGAGGCAUACGCUGUUUUCCCUUAUCCGUGCAUCUGGGCCUUGUAUUUUUGUUACACUCGAGUCCUGACACAUCCGGUCUAUCAGCAAGUUUUGGAGCAGUCUCUACGCGAUUCGGAUCAGGGCCGACAACCAAUCUUCCUAGAUGUUGGCUCCUUCAUCGGCAUCGAUCUUCGACAGGCGGUGUACAGUGGAAUGAAAAGGGAUAAUGUGAUCGGAACUGACUUGAUUGAUGGUGAGCUGAGCUGA
Molecule: messenger RNA, 468 nt
Organism: Melampsora larici-populina 98AG31
Lineage: Eukaryota; Fungi; Basidiomycota; Pucciniomycetes; Pucciniales; Melampsoraceae
Exons: 3
Coding region: 1-468 (155 amino acids)
Source: RefSeq, a predicted model, not a curated record